AUGUCACAGUCAACACAGCCAGUCAAGCUCAAUGACGAGCAAAUCGACGAUCUCCUCUACUGUGCCCGAGCAGGCGAGGUCGAGGACCUCGGCGCUUACCUCGACGAGCUGGUACCGCCGUCCACGCAGGGAGCCGUCAAGGUGAAGCAGGCUGUCCUCGCCCAGGUGGUAGACGGGUCUGGGAAUGGCAUGUUCCAUUAUGUUUGCGCGAAUGGACAUCUGGAUACCUUCAACCUUCUCUCCCCACUCUCCUCCCUCUCGCUCCUGUUGCACCAGAACUCAUCAGGCAACACGCCACUGCAUUGGGCGGGCCUCAAUGGUCACUUGCCACUCGUCAAGGCACUUGUAGAGAGGAUAGAGGACCUGGAGAAGGAAGACACAGAGGGAGCAAAGGUGAUCAGGGAGAAGCAGAGGGAGGAGGAGAUGAAGAGAAGAGCAGAGAGCAAGAGGAAGAGGAGGCAAGAGGCGGCGAAGCAAGCUGACGAGGACAAGAAGAGCGAGGCGGCGACGGGCUCCUCUGAGGACAAGAAGACGGCACCAACAAAUGGCGAUGCCGAGCUGGAUGACGAUGAGGAGGAUGAUCCGCCAGAGCUGUCCCUCUGGGACCUGCGCAACAACUUCGGUCGCGGCCCGACAUCAGAGUCGCAGAUGAAUGACCGCGAAAAUGUCGUCCAAUUCCUACUCACAAGAAUGGCAGCAGGCGGCGGGGCUGAGCCGGCAAGCACAAAGCCGGAUCAGGAGGAUGUCAAGGAGUUGGAGCAGAAGACGAAGGAGGCCUCAUUGGAGGACAAGGAUGGGGAGGCGAAGGGUCAGGAGAAGGACACCUUAUCUUGA
Molecule: messenger RNA, 834 nt
Organism: Jaminaea rosea
Lineage: Eukaryota; Fungi; Basidiomycota; Exobasidiomycetes; Microstromatales
Exons: 2
Coding region: 1-834 (277 amino acids)
Molecular function (GO): protein binding
Source: RefSeq, a predicted model, not a curated record